AUGUCCGGUAAAGAAAAAGAAGACAUAGCAAACGAUUCAAAACUAACCACUCAGAAUGAGGAUAAAUUCUUACAAUUUCAAAUAGUUACUCAGGGUGGUGAAAGUGGUGUCAUUAAAGAGUCAGAAUCAGAAAUAUUAAAAACGGAAAAUAACUCUGAAUUCGAUAGAUUUCAAAAUGAUUUGGAAUUGGCAAAUUUCGAAACUCAUAGUGUGGAGGAGAACCUUGAGCCAUGGAAACCUCGAGGCCCUUGGUAUCAUGAUAUCACGAAGAGAAGAUGGUUCGCUUUUGCCGUCAUUGGAAUCUUAUUAGUAAUUGUUCUUAUUGUUGGUAAUUUCCUGUGA
This is a messenger RNA of Acaulospora colombiana, 342 nucleotides long. NCBI's taxonomy places the organism in Eukaryota, Fungi, Glomeromycota, Glomeromycetes, Diversisporales, Acaulosporaceae. The record is from the annotation of a GenBank genome assembly.